GUUUUGAAUGCAUAUGUUUUAAAAUGGGAGUCAGCUUAAGUCAAUAUUAACAACCCCUGCCAUUCAAAGUCCAACUAAAGUUGUGCUGAGUUAGGCUCUUUUAGUAACCAACUCCAGUAGAAAACUUGACAAUACUAAGAAGAGACCUUCGUUUUAAUUUAUUUUUCAAAGUAGAUACAAUGCUUAUACUAGCUUAUGUUUCAAAAUACUGUCUUUGAUAACAUAAGCAAAAUAAUUCAGAUUCGUUAGGAGGGACGUAGCUCACCAGGUUUUUGGCCCUUUGAAUGCACAAUCUCUCUCCUAACACAAGGGCCUUGUAAUUCUAUAGUCUCUUUCGUCCCCACUUUGUUCCCGUCACCUUAACGGAGAUAGUGAAAAAAUGGCUAGCUUGCUGUUUAUAAAUUUUCUUGUUAGCCAACAUUAUGCAGCAACCAACACUGUGUUGAUGCAGGUCAGCUAAUCUAAAGCUAUCUUGUUAAAAUUGAUUUACUUGAAAAACACUUCUCAGUUCACUUGUAAGAUGCUAGGCAAAGAUAAAUUAGCAAUAUAAUGUGCACAGUUGAAACUACUCCCACUCAUGUUAAGGCUUAUGUGUGUUUUGUCACUACACAGAAAAUGAUUAAGUAAAAUUUCUUUGAUCAAGACUUUAUGAGCCGAACACGUUACAGGAAAUCAGAGUGGAGGGGAGAUCACACAGUGCGGCUUUGGUGAAACAUUUCAUUAUGCAGUUUAAGGACAUUUUAAAAUAUUGUGACCUACUUCAUCGCUUACCAUGCACUUCUUUCCUUUGCUGCACGGUUCUUAAGAACGAGAGAAGUGUUCCUCUGACCUAGAAAGAAAACCUCUGUACAACCUCAAAGCAACCUACUUGAAGAGGCUGACGACAAGUCAAAGCUUGGUGAGGUCUUCAGUGAAACUUAACCUUCUCUCAGUUAAUUUUAGUUCAUUUUAUUGAUUGAAUUUACUCUUCAUUUAUGAUCAAGUAGAGAGGAGAGAGCCCCACCCCUGGAACUUCCCAUAUAUCACUGCCUCUGGGACCUCCUGAUGUAUGAAGGUCAGGUGAUAGGACAAUCAAAUGAGUGACCCUGCUCUUGGAGUUUUUGAACUGAUAUAAUCAGUUAAACAUUAAAGCACACCCAAAAGUUAUUAGCACUUUGAUACAGUUCUGCGACUCACAUGUGACAUGCAGUUUCUUUACAUUCCUUUUUUUCUAUGGGAAAGUGAGUGGGGGUUUUUGUAUUUGUGUAAUACCUCUGUGGGCAGAGCUCAUCUCAGGUGGAAGUUUCCUGCUUCUCAGAGGAAUAUAUAAGGGCUGCUUUGAACAGCAGCUUGUCAUCACAACCUCUCUCUCUCUCCACCUGAAGACAGACGGGUCAACAGCACAGCUCGGAGUCACUGCAGCCAACACAGAAGAAGACAUGGUGUCAGUCAAAGCUUUGCUGAUGGUGACUGCGCUCCUCACCCUUUGUCUGCUGACCACAAACACAUCUGCAGGUAUGUACAUGGUUUUCUUUAAUAAGUCUGCCUCAAUCUGCUUCUUGUAUUCUUAAUUACUUUCUGUAAGUUUUGUAAAUUCAAUAACUAUAGAUGUCUAUUUUUUAACAAUGCCAUUUUUUUUUAAGCUUACGCAGGUAAAGGAUGUUGUCACAGUUACUCAAAAAUCAAACCACCAUUUCAUCUAAUCAGGGGGUACUCGGUCCAGUCUGAAAUAGAGAUAUGUCCUAUCAGUGCCAUCAUGUAAGUGUCAAUAAAGCCACCUCCAUCUGCCUUUAAAACAGAAAAACAUGAGAGAGAGUAAGAAAGAAAGAAAUGAAGUUUGUAAUUGAUUCUCUUUUGCUUCCGAUCUAUAGUUUCCACACAAAGAACGGCAGAUAUUGCUCCAAUCCUGCUCAGAACUGGGUGAUGGACUAUGUUGAGCGUUUGAGGUAAAUAUGUUUAAGCAAACGCAUUGCGCAUAAUAAUUAACAGACAGUUUAUGUGUUAAAAACAGAACUGAUAGAUUUUAAAUUGGUUUCUUCUCAUUGCAGGAAUAAAGCACGACUUGUUCACAACAACUCACUGAAGAAGUAGGAGUUAUUUUCUAUUUGGAGGGCAACAGCGUCCCAGCAAAAUCAGACUGUCUCAUCUCCAACCUGCAACAAAUGGUGUUAUAGAAUUUAACACCUGAAAAAAAAAAAAAUCAGUUUUUAUUUGUUUGUUGAAUUAAACUGCUGUUCAUCACAAGUAUUUUUUUAUGCCUUCAGCUCAGCUGUACAGUCAAAGUUGUGCAUUAUAUUUUUAUAUUUUUGUCAAAAAAAGAUGUAUUUUUUGUAUAUGCUAUUAAAAAAUAAAGUUUUGUUUUUUAAAUAACACAUA
This is a messenger RNA of Xyrichtys novacula (pearly razorfish), 2355 nucleotides long. Lineage: Eukaryota; Metazoa; Chordata; Actinopteri; Labriformes; Labridae. The record is from the annotation of a GenBank genome assembly.